Messenger RNA from Cololabis saira (Pacific saury), 11144 nucleotides. Its product is annotated as katanin-interacting protein. The transcript is spliced from 28 exons. NCBI's taxonomy places the organism in Eukaryota, Metazoa, Chordata, Actinopteri, Beloniformes, Belonidae. The coding region runs from base 411 to 5264 and encodes 1617 amino acids. The record is from RefSeq and is a predicted model, not a curated record.
UAGUCAUGUGUGACUUAACUAUUUGCAGUAGUGAUGAGAAUAAGGGAACAAUCGUUAGCUUUCCUGUAAUGGUUGAUUGCUCGUUGGCUGUUUGCAGAGAAAGAUUGGCAUGAUUUACACUCGCAGGCUCAGCUCACUGUUACUAAGAUCGACAGCAAGCUGAAUCUUUUACACAUUUUUCAAAAGACAGUCGUAGCAGUUGACGGAUAUUAGUUCUCAUUAACUGUCUGUCGUGUGUGAUGCCAUAUUUAGCGACCCGCAUGGCUGUGAGGUGUGUUUUAUGUCACGGUUAACCUCUGUGUCACCCUGCAGUGAGGAACAACCAGCACAGAUUUAGAUCAUACAUCAAUGAUCAGCCCUUUUCAAAAUAUGGGAUAGUAUCUCGUGAACAUCUUCAUCGGCAGUAAACGAUGGAUAACAAGGAACCUAAGACAUGCCAACGGGAGAAGCCUUGCACUCCUGUGGAUGAAACUCUGGAUGAAUAUUUAAUAGCCCUCCAGCACAAAAACAGGAUCUUAAAGCGUCUCAAAGUGAAAGACCCCAGGGACAUUGAGUUGGAGCGGCUUGAGCAAGGUUUUUCUAUUUAUCUUAACGGAGCCAAUGCCGAAUGCAGUCAGAAGCACAUCAAGGACCCCAACAACAAGUCUUGGAGGCAUGCACAUACAGCCGAUGUCUGUAGAAGCGCCCACCAGCUAACUGAAGGUAGUCGUAAUCUGGAUCAGACCAGCAGGAAGAGGAGUCAAACUGCCCCAGAAAAGGUCCACAGGAAAGAAUGGGUUCAGGAUCCUGUUAAAAUUCAAACAGAGCAUGGCACAAGUUUGCAAAUAUUUCCAGAAAACCGCUACUCUGACGAUUUUGAACCCUAUGAAAGCGUAGUUAUGGAGAGCUCAAGUCUACGUUCACCACGCAGUCCUUGCUGCCAGCGAGACGUGUGCAAAGUUUCACGCUCCUUCAACUGCAGGCCAGAGAGCCAAGGAGGUCAAGCAAACCAGGAGCAUGCUGAGAAGGUCCUCCUCAAUCUUGAGGAAGUAAAGGUUUUGCGUCGAAGUCUAGAGGUUAGCAUGCGACGGAGCAGUAGUGGCUCAGCGGGGGAGGAGUCCGAUGAAGAGUGGGUAGAAGAGCAGAUAGAGAGGGAGGAGAGCACUGAGAGUCUGGAUGAACUAGGAUUGCCUCUCUCCUCCUCCAAGUCCUCCUCUAACUCUCGGCCAAAAGAGACUCGCAGCCCUUUUGACUCAACAAAAGUCAUUGUUCUGGACUUUGGACCCACACCUAAAGGUCGAAAAAUUGAACGUUCCCUGUCUGCAAAAAGGAAAGAAAGUUUUGACACUUUUAUACCCACAAAGCCUAUGUUGGUGAAGAGCAAAACAUUAGACAGGCCGCCUUCAAAAGAGAGCUGGGAUUGCCAGAGGCCAAGGAGUCAGGUGGAGAGGCCCCUCUCCGCACCUAGAAAGGCUUCUGUUGAAGAGCCAGACUCAGAGGAGGUUGUCCAAAGGGUGCAUCAAGCCAUGAAGAGAGAAAACACUCUUAUGCUGAACGCUGAGCUCUUCAGUCGCAACACGGCUCAGAAACACCAGAAGCACCACAACAGUCAUGAUAAGGAUGAAAGCAAUGUCAGUCUGGCAAUGCAGAGAAUAACACUCAUGGGUCCUAGACAACAACAGACGCUGCUGAAAGCCUUGGAGGAACUUGAAGUUGGACCCAGCCACAACAUUUCUCACAGUGUCAAAACAGAUUACAGCAACCAUCCUAGAGGACAGUUGUCGGCAGAGGUCACUCCUGCUUUGUACGUUACCAUGGAGAUCCUGUCAAACUGGGGGAACAAGCUGCAGGUUGGGCUGACUGAACUGCAGUUUUUCUGCCUCAGAAACAAGAAGUUCUAUGUAUCGCCUCAUGAUAUAGACAUCAGGAAUGCUGACUACCCAGGGAAUCUGGGAGUGCUUGUCAAUGGAAAGGUGAAGACCACCAAGGAGCGCCACAUGUGGACCUGUCCCUUCCACCCUCCCAUUCAGCUUUACUUCAUCAUCAGAAAUGUGGAGCGCUCCCCAGAUUUUGGGAUAUCUUGCAUCAAAAUCUGGAAUUACAACAGAAGCCUCAAAGAGCUUGACGUAGGCACGCGCCAUAUAAAGCUGUAUCUUAACAGCACAUUGGUGUUUGAAGGUGAGCUGGAGAAGGGCUGCGGCAACCACGUCUUUGACUACAGCAAUACAGUCAAUCUCCAGGAUUUCAAGCUCUCAGACUCCUUGUUCGCCAGUCCUGUGUCUUCUGGACACAAUCUGAGGGGUGCGAGCCCCCAUCGCCAUGAAGAGAGGAAGGGAGGAGAGGGCAGCAGCAUCCAGCGAAACCAGAGUUCUAUAGUACUGUCAGACACAGCAGGACAGACUAUGGUAGACAUGCAAGAGAAAUCACAUACACCGCUGCCACCCAUCGCUCCUUCUACUAUUCGUUCUUCCAUACAACGAAACUCUUUUGAAUUUUCCGCCUCCGAAGAGCCUCCCUCUCUCAGGCAGGAGGUGGAGCAAGUUGCACCGACGGAGCACACAGUCACCACCCAGCCAUCCUCCUUUCGGAUUGCUCCCCAGUGGCUGCAGCCCCUGAACAGAAGUGUUCCAGAGGGCUGUGAGGCCACCAAGGAGAGGCCUCGGUGGCUGAUACCUCAGCAGUCUACAGAGCCCAAACAAUCAUCAGCUUCAUCCUCUUCCAUGCUUUCAGAACUGCCCUGCAACCCAGGCAGGGUCUGCAGAGGGGUGGAUAGGACACUGAAUGGAGGUCAAAGGAAGGCAGGUUCUUUGGACCUGAGCUGCGACUUGCUGGAGGAGCUUGGAGAACAAAAUCCAGACAGGCCCGUCAGUGGACGCAGGAGUUCCUUCCGAAAUCUGUCGGUCACCGUUAGGCAAAACGAGGAACAACUGCACAGAGUGACAAGCAACGAGUCUAAUGUUUAUUUUCAAGAGGAGCCAAUGUCUUUGGUGAACACAAGCAGGAGGCAGAGCAGUUCACGAGCCCAGCUGCACAGCCAGCAGGAUGACACCCUCAUGGAAUCAUGGGACUCUCUCAUUAAGUUCAAUAAAUGUCAGCGUGGGCGCAUCUCAAACAUGGGCUUUGAAGGUGAUAUCUUUGAUGAAUUCCUUCAGCGGCAGGGAUGUGGUCCUCCUUCAGACCCAGUCAACACCUCCACUUCCCCCAGGAACCCACUGUCUUCCCUAAGCAGCCAGGGGCCACAGUGUGAAGGCCCUGAUGAUGAUCCAUCCAUGGAGAGAGAAGAUGACUUUGAGAUCCCAGUGUUGCCACUGGGUCAAUGGUUGGUCAUCAACAUCCUGUCCACAUGGGGCGAUCGCCACUAUGUGGGUCUCAAUGGCAUCGAGGUGUUCAGCGCUAGCGGGAAGCCUCUUCGACCCGCUCAUAUCCGCGCUGACCCUCCAGACAUCAACAUCCUCCCCGCAUAUGGUAAGGAUCCACGGGUAAUCACCAACUUGACUGAUGGCAUUAAUCGCACUCAGGAUGACAUGCACCUUUGGCUGGCACCGUUUACCUCUGGCCGAAGCCACACCAUCUUCCUGGACUUUGGAGCCCCCUACCAGAUUGCCAUGAUCCGAGUAUGGAACUAUAACAAGUCCCGCAUCCAUUCAUUCAGGGGUGUGAAAGAGGUGGAGAUGCUGCUGGAUGGAAGGUGCAUCUUCAGAGGAGAAGUUGCCAAAGCCUCUGGAACGCUCUCUGGAGGAUUGGACCAGUUUGGUGACACUAUUCUUUUCACCACUGAUGAUGAGAUUCUGGAGGCCAUGUCUUGUUAUGAUGAAACCUUCCUUGGUGAAGGUGAGAGUCCUGAGAGCUUGGUGUAUGAGGAGGAGCUGCAGAGGCCUCGCACAGCUGAUGGUGAGGGAGACGAGAGACCUUUCACACGGGCUGGUUUCAGAGAGGAAGAUCUUGCUUUGAAACUACAACUCAAUCCCACUGUGAGCCUAUCUGAGGAGAGCCUUGAACCUGUUUCUGGGAUGUACACUGGAAAGUGCCUUAGACUGCAGCUGAUGAUGACUUGGGGUGACGCCCAUUACAUGGGCCUGACAGGUCUGGAAGUGGUGGGGAAGGAUGGUGAGAGCUUACCUUUAGAUCUCAGCAUGAUGGCUGCUUCACCAAGGGACCUCAAUGAGCUACCUGAGUAUGGACAUGACCUGCGGACACUCGAUAAGCUCAUUGAUGGCCACAACAUUACCACUGAUGACCAGCACAUGUGGCUGAUUCCAUUCUCCUAUGGAGAACCCCACAUCUUGAACAUUACCUUCAGCAAGGCUCAAACCAUUGCUGGUCUCCGUAUCUGGAACUACAACAAGUCGCCUGAGGACUCGUACAGAGGGGUAAAAAUUGUCCAUUUGUUCAUGGAUGAUGUUGCCAUCUCCCCAACUGAUGGAUUCCUGAUCAGAAAAGGACCAGGCAACUGUCACUUUGACUUUGCCCAGGAGAUUCUUUUUGUCGACUUCCUUCACACACCAACUGAUAACAAGAGUAUCGAAGAAUCCCCCAGAGGAGGCACUAAGAAAAGAGAGCAGGCCAGCAUGGAUUAUGAAGCUCCCGUCAUGCCUUGUGGGUUCAUUUUUCAGCUGCAGCUGUUAACAACCUGGGGAGACCCAUACUACAUCGGUCUGAAUGGCGUGGAGUUUUACAACCAGAAUAACGAGAGGAUCAGUCUCAGUGACAACAAUAUCGCAGCUUUUCCAGACAGUGUGAAUAUACUGGACAAUGUGAGUGGUGACGUAAGGACUCCAGAUAAACUAAUAGAUGGCGUCAACAAUACUCAGGACGGCAAAAAUAUGUGGUUAGCCCCAAUGCUACCUGGACUGGUAAAUCGUGUGUACGUCAUCUUUGAUCAGCCAGUAACAGUGUCUAUGAUCAAGCUGUGGAACUACUCCAAGACGCCUCAAAGAGGAGUGAAAGAGUUUGGGCUGCUGGUGGAUGACCUCUUGGUGUAUAACGGCAUCUUGGACAGCGUAAGUCACGUGGCGCAUGGUAUUCUGCCCACAUGUGACCCAGUAGUGCCCUACCACACCAUCUUGUUUACAGACGAUGUCUACAUUGUACACCGUGAGAGGAACACCAUCCUCAGCCCUCAUGGCAACAGACUCCACCAACAUAAUUAUGUGGAAGAUCAGGAUGUGAAGAUGACCAAUGAAAAUCAGAUAGUCCAUCACAGUAAGAAGAAGCCAACAGCAGAUCCAGCUCUCCGGCCUAAAACCUGCAUGACUGACAGCGGGAAGCAUGGAAAGAGGAGGUAAUAACAGCCAAGCAGACAGCUGUGGAUUCAGUAUUCAUACAUGGAGCAGACCUGAAAUAAGGGCACCUGUGGAUGACUGUUGCGCUCCACCUUUCGUUGGGGACUCUUGAAAACCUCUUUUACAUUAAAUCUGGAAGAAACAACGUUUCCAUGGUUUGAUGGCAUCAAGAGGACAUGGCCUAGACAUUGGGUUUACACACACACACACACACACACACACACACACACACACACACACACACACACACACACACACACACACACACACACACACACACACACACACACAGAAUUCCACUUUAUGGUUGGAUUACUCCAUCCUUUGCUGUGGAAACACACACCCACAGAUACAUAUAACCCUGAACCUGUACUGUAUUAUACAUGUUUUCCCUCCCACAGUGCCAGGAGAAUUCUGUGAGGCUGCAUUUUUAUCAGCCUUUUUUGUGCCUAAUACUAAACACUAUAUCUGUUGCUGCUCCUUGUGACUUUUGUGCUGCAUAUUCUAAUGCUACUUGUGACACAUAGCUACACACACACACACAUAUAUAUAUAUAUAUAUAUAUAUAUAUAUAUAUAUAUAUAUAUAUAUAUAUAUAUAUAUAUAUAUAUAUAUAUAUAUAUAUAUAUAUAUAUAUAAUCAAAAACAAAGGCCAGAUGAAUACUCCCACAUCAGGAUCUGGCUAAUUCUAUGUUUAUGAUAGACUUUUUCUCUCCAAUGAUCCUAGAUCAUCAGCUCAUGGAUAUGAAAAUGCCAGUGUACCAACGCUAUGCAGCCACUAAUUUAUAUCUAUUACUAAUUUGUAUAUCUGUUGGCUAAUAUAUUUCAAUGCCUGAUUGUUUUACUUCAAAGAAGUGCUAACAAAGAGGUUUUCAACUUCAUGAGAUUUAUAUGAAUAUAAAAGGAAAAUAAAGUACAAAUUUUAGUGCAUUAUAAAUAAAAUAUUAAUAAAACGCAAACUGAAGUUAUGCAAUCCUUCAAUGUAUAUAUGUGCAUCUAUUUGGCUUCUCAAAAUUAGGUCAGUACAUAUUUUAUUUUAUUUUCUACAUAGCAUUGGGUUAAAAAAAAUGUGUUUGCAAUCCAAGUGACCUUUAUCGAAGUUGCUUUGUGCACAAGAUAGAUUUUGGAGGCAAACAUUUGUUGAGCUGGUAAAGGGGUUUUAGUCAUUUUCAUUGAAAAUGAAAUUAGAUUUAAGUAGUUAAACAAGAAACUUCUAAUAUGCAAAUAAUAUCAAAUUACCUCAAAUUAAAAAGUAGGCCUAUGAUAUUUAAAAAGGGAUGAAUAUAAUUUAACAGUCAUGGUAAUAGUCAGUAGUCUGUGUUGUAUUUUCUGUCACUCAAUAUUUACUGUACUUGUUGCAUGGAAAUGUCCUCAACCACAGGGGUUGUUAUCUUCAGACAUUCAAGCUUUUGUUAGGGGGAAUUUGUAAUUUUUCAUUAGACCGUGGUCAAAUUGAUUUCAUAUUCCUUACUUGUGUUGUGUAUGAAAUGCGGUUUGGUGUAUUUAAUUUCAGUAUGUCUAACAGGAACAAUGGUCAUUACGCUGAAUAUCGGUUCGACCUUUUGGGACAGUGGCUGCUGUCAUGUUUUACAUUUAGUGUUUUUAAAUAUUUAUUUUUAUAAUCUUUAUUAUAUAUGUAUAUUUGGUGUAGUUUUAUUUGAAUGAGUUUUUUAAAUAUUUGUUUUUAAUCAAAUCAGUUUUCUGAAAAAAAUAUAUAUGUUGUUUCAAACCUUUUUCUCCAGAUGGCAGGACUGAACAGUGUCAACACAUCUAAAUGAUUGAAUCUGUUGAUCUAACACACUAUUGAUGAUGAUUAUUCAUUAUUCUCCGAUGGAAAGAGGAACAUACACAAAACAAUCAACCUCAAUAAAUAUAUCCUGAGACUUUUUAAUGCAGAAUCAGCUGUAUAUUUCAUGGUAUUUGUAAGGAAUGACCAGUUUCAGUGUGCUCCUGUGGCACAGCGUUAGUAGUGGAGAAGUGAUGGCGGAGCACCACCUUUACAAACAUUUAGCUGAACAGAUUACAUCUUUACAGACACAUCGCUUUAGUGAUGGCAGACUCAGAUUUUUCCUGGAAAGUUUCCCUCUCCUCUCUGGUCAUCCCAUUUCUGGACCUAAAAAAGAAAAUUGACCAAUUAGUCAAAUAAUCCUCCUAUGAUAAAUGUAAUACAUUUAGCAGCAUGUAAUGAAAAAGUCACUUUGCUCUUAAACCAUAUUGUUGUUUUUAAUGAAGAAAAAGAGCUUCUGCUUUAUUUUUGAUUGGGUUCCGAGGUACAACAGGCACUAAAGCCAGCUGAGAGAAGAAUGUGAGGGAGUUUUACUCUGUGUUAUGUAUCCUUUACUUACUGUUAAGAAACGGCACCAACACUAUGUCCUUUUUGAAUAUAUGAAGGCGUCACACGUAGUUAAAGAAAAGUGAUAAUGAUAAUUGAUGUUCAACAAACAAGAUUUUCUUCAAAUGAUACUCUUGGGUGUCUGAAGUUACGACUGUCUUAAAAACUCCGGGGUCCGUUACUCAAAGCUGGUUAUUUAGAAACUCUGAGUAUGUGGGACCUGAACUCAGGGAAACUCAGAGUUUCUGUCUCACAAAAUGAGGCAACGUAACCCCGAGCAAGAGGGUUCAGUUGAGGAGGUUUCAGAAAAUGACGUAACUCAUACUCAGAAUAUGUUACUAUGGUAACUGAACUAAACCUGGUCAAAUAUAACGCACAUUUUUGAGACAUCUGAGUGAUGACAUGUCGCAUUUGCAUCAGGAAAGAAUACUGAUGAUCAGAAUAGACAGUUUAAUGUGGUCAAACCUAGUAACCACACAUUCAUCAAGUAAUUAACAUGAUUUAAUAUUAAUUGUUUAAAAUAACUGUAUUAAUAUCCUGCUCUGUUUUGUGAAUAACGAAAUGUCCCUUUACGAUCUACCAGCGUGACUGGAGGCAUUGACUGCACCCAUAUUCCCAUAUAGGCUCCUGGCAUGAUUUUCCCUUUUGAUUUUUUUUUUUUUUUUUCAUCCAAAAUGUUUUUAAAGACAACACAACUGAACCUGCAAGUUGUGACAUCACAGAGGCCGAUCUAGAGCAGCCUAACCAUCCUCACAUCAACCUAACUUCACAUGAUCCUACAAAUGCUGCACCAAACAACAACAAAGCUGCUACACUAAUUUAAAAUAAACCAAUCGCAGGUGUUCAGAUAUAAUUAGAGGGGUUUAUUGUAUAUCUGGUAUUCAAGCAAAGCAUACCACAGCAUUCAUAAAUAGCUAAAAAAAAUUGUGUCUGCUUUUGAAAAAAGAUCAUAAUUUCACCUCUGAAACGAUGUGGAAGAGCUCAAAACCAUUUUUUACUCAAUUUAGAUUAACUUGGUGAGAAUCUAAUCUAAUGUCCAUGUUUUUAUUCUCUAGACUCGGCUGAGACUCAGGAAUGUGAGGAAUGAUCAAGUUGUUUGAAAAAAACAAGGGACAGUUUAGUCUGCCAUUACUCUUGAACUUGCUAAUGACUUUAAAAGUGGCUUGUCUCCUGAAAAGGUUAAAUCAAUGUGGAAUAUAUUUACCCAGGCGAUGGGGCAGAGAGAUUUGUAGACCCUCUUGUACCAAUCACAAGGGGCAUUCUUCACUCCUUUAGCAUUGAGAGCUUUCUGGCAGCGAUGGAAGUCUAUUAAUAGAGACACAACAACAGUGGAUAUGACAUUAACAUUGUCGCUGACCCUCAACUAACCCCAACCUGGAUUAACUCCAGGUCAGAGUUCAGAGGUUUGCAGCAUUAAAAAGACCAAAGCUACGCUGUGUUGGUGUCAUGACUUCAUCAGACAUUGAUUAUACACAGAGAAAUAUCCAACACAGCAGUGAAGUACUUUGACCCUGUGUUGUAGUCUUACCCAGGUAGUUGGACCAGCAGUUCCUGGUCUGGUUCGUGUUGGGGAAUCUGGUAUCAAAGGGAGCUGUACGGUAGUUCCGAAGUUUGGCCUUAAUGUCCUCAGCCAUUUUUAUUUUUUUACUUCUGUCAAGAGAAUAUCAUCAAUGGAUAUCCUUAAAUUAAAAAGAUAAAUAAUAGAAAGAAGUGUUUUUUUUCUCCCAUUAGCUUCUGACACUCUUUCUAACAAUGCACUUGACAUUUGUGUUUGUCAGAGACCAGCCUAUUUAAAGCCUCUGCUUGCAGAUAAAAUGUAGUGGCUACAAGCUGAGCAGAGAAUACAUCAGAAGAGGAGGGGGUUGUUUUUUGUUUUUUCCCCUUUUCUUUUUUGGGGUGCUGCACCUAAAGCACUUAAAUGCGGUGCUGUCGUCGAAUAGUUCCUUUACCGAGAUAUCUGCAGUAAACACCGUCGGUUACCAAAAGUAUGAUAAUAUCUUAUAUUAGACAUGUUAAAAUCCAGAUAUGGGAGAAAAACAUAAGUAUGUUUUAAAUGAUAUUGGCAGACGUUAUAACGAUUAAAAUCUCCUCGUCUUCCCUAUAAAGGCAUUUCCUUAUGACUGAGCCAGUUUCCCUUUAUUUUUCAAUAAAUAGGCAACACUGUUAAUUCUCUUUGUUUCUUCUUUUUUUUUUUUAACCAAUGUACUUUUGAAUACAGUGUCGCAAAAAAAAAAAAGUAUUUCCAAAUAAUGUAUUUUUUUUUUAACGCACCACCUGAAUAAUUGUAAUGCCUUAUCUCGUAAAGCAGCCUUUACAGUAACAUGUGUGAGCCUUUCAGAUGCGCGCCUGCGUCUGAAUAAUGACUGCAUAAAUGAAGAAAGAUGUGCAGGUCACCGUUACCUUCUCCCCGCAGCUGCUGGAGCUCCAAGUGACUUGAUACCGGCGGUGAAAGUGCGCUCGUCCUGUGAUCGCAGCGCUGCGUGCGCCUGCGUUCCGCUCGGGAGAUGCAGCCGUGCUGAUCUAUAAUGAGGGCAUGGCGGACUCAGGUCACAUUGAAAUGACAGGACUCGGUACACUUUAUACCGCCUUCAACACUCAGGCCUGAAUGAAAGCUUGAGUGAUGAUUUGAGGGGAGAUAUAUGGCAUUAUUCUUAUUAUUAUUUUAGCCUAUUGUUCUGUUCUACAGGCACAUUUUUAUUUUUAUCAUGGCUGAAGUACUUUGUCCCUUGGUAUUUUUGUCAAUGAUUAACAGGUGUUUGCAUGGUGUUUUUCAGAUGAACUUGAGUCGUAUAUAUGAGAUGUUUUAUUUUUGGAAAUAUCCACCUAAAACAACCCACAAAUAAUACUUGAAUGUUUGUAAAUGUCGUGUUUGGUCAAAUACGGAAAGCUCUCUGGAAUGAUGUGAAGAGGCACAGAGGUCAGUGUUUCAGGGGCCGAUCAAAUGUACUUCAGGUUGUUAGGGAUGCAGUCAAGGAAGCUGGCUGGCCCAUACAUGGGAGAGGGCUUCGUGGACUGUUUAACACACUCAGGACAUUAGAAAAAACAAAAAACCAACCCUAGCACUAGUAUGGCAGCAGCUGUGUCCAACUGGACUCUCAGCAGUCUGACUAUAGUUCUUAUAAUGCUGGAUCCUCCGAUGUGAUUUCUUGCUUGUGUUCUCUCUGAUGUAAGUCGCUUUGGAUAAAAGUGUCUACCAAAUGACAGUAGUACAGUGUUUCUCAAUCCUGGUCCUCGUGGGCCCCUGUCCUGCAUGUUUUAGAUGUUUCCCUGCUUCAGCACACCGUGAUAAAAGUACCUGUGUCAUCAACAGAAUUGUGCAGACCUUGGUGACAAGCUAAUUAGGACCAUUAAUUAGAAUCUGGUGUGAUGAUGAAGGGAAACAUCUAAAACAUGCAGGACAGGGGCCCACGAGGACCAGGGCUGGGAAACACUGAUUUAACAGACGCUUUUAGAGAACAAACACAGUAGUAGUAGUAGUAGUAGUAGGAUUUUGAUAUUUUUCGGGAGCAUUAAAGUAGAAUAAUUUGGAAUAAUCUGUCUUUGGAAAUUAG